This is a messenger RNA of Euleptes europaea (tarantolino), 258 nucleotides long. Its product is annotated as protein FAM240B-like. The transcript has 2 exons. The record is from RefSeq and is a predicted model, not a curated record. NCBI's taxonomy places the organism in Eukaryota, Metazoa, Chordata, Lepidosauria, Squamata, Sphaerodactylidae. Bases 25 to 249 code for a protein of 74 amino acids.
GUUUGUCUUCCUUCUUUACAGAAAAUGAACAGCCAGUACUUUCGCCAUGAAGUACUUGCUUGUGAAACUGGUGAGCUGAAAAGCUUCUGGGAAAAGACAAUUGAGAAGCAAACUCAGCAUCUUGAAGUUGAAAGAGAACGUAAACAAAGAAGUGCACUGACCAGGCUCAGAAAUGAAUGGACGGAAAGGCUGGAAAAAAGAUUAAAGAUGAUAAAAGCGCACAAUGAAAAUGAAGACGCCCCUAACUGAGACUAACAU